Suillus plorans is the source of this 4158-nucleotide messenger RNA. Its product is annotated as ABC transporter. Gene Ontology annotation, molecular function: ABC-type transporter activity; ATP binding; ATP hydrolysis activity. The transcript is spliced from 20 exons. The record is from RefSeq and is a predicted model, not a curated record. Lineage: Eukaryota; Fungi; Basidiomycota; Agaricomycetes; Boletales; Suillaceae. Gene Ontology annotation, biological process: transmembrane transport. Gene Ontology annotation, cellular component: membrane. The coding region runs from base 1 to 4158 and encodes 1385 amino acids.
AUGGCGCCCACUGAACAAGUCAAAUUCCAAGAUGUCGAGCUCGAUACCACUGAGAAGGCUCAGGUAUCUGAGUCGGAGUCCGUGUCAGACAAUGGUCGAACCAUGCAGUCGUUCGUAUCUCGUCCUCCUCCCCCAAAGAAAUCCAUCCAUGACGCAGACCUCAUCCCUGAGGCCACGGCUGGCUUCACCAGUCUUCUAUGGUUCACCUGGAUAACGCCUCUGCUUUCCCUUGGCUAUGCUCGUCCACUCGAGUCAUCAGACCUGUAUCGACUCCAGGAAGAACGCGGCGCCUUGCCAAUUGCCGAAGCUAUUUUAGCAUCGUUCAAGACUCGACAAAAAAAGGCUGCUGAAUACAACGAGCGUUUGACCAAGGGCGAAAUUAGCCCAGGGUUGAGGGGGCUAUGGUGGUCCAUAAAGGGCGUCCGCACAAAACGCGAGAAGCAAUGGAGGGAAAAGGGCGGAAAACGCAAGGCAAGUCUCAUUUUAGCAAUGAAUGACAGCAUCUUUUGGUGGUUUUGGUCUGCUGGCAUUUUGAAAGUCAUCGGUGACACAGCACAAAUCACUAGUCCCCUUGUCGUCAAGGCGAUCAUUAAUUUUGCCACGGUGUCUUACACAAACCAUCUAACUGGUCAAUCAACGCCUGCAAUUGGCCAGGGAAUUGGCCUUUCAUUUUGCUUACUGGCUUUAGUACUCAUCGCGUCAUGGUCCUCCAAUCACUUCUACUACCGUAGCACGACCAGCGGUGUCCUUCUUCGUGGUGGUCUUAUCACGGCGAUAUACUCGAGAUCACUUCAACUAUCCGCAAGAGCUCGCGUCAACUUAAGCAAUGGAGAAUUAGUCAACCACAUAUCCACUGACGUCUCCCGGAUAGAUUUCUGCAUGAGCUACUUCCACAUGUCAUGGACGGCUAUGAUUCAACUCACUAUUUGCCUGAUCUUAUUAUUGAUCAAUCUCGGCCCGAGUGCACUCGCCGGUUUUGCGCUUCUCCUUGUCACGUCGCCCUUCCAGACCUAUGCUGUAAAACGUCUCUUUUCCCUUCGGAUGAAAAGCAUGGCGUGGACGGACAAGCGUUCCAAGGCUUUACACGAGGUCCUCAGCGGCAUGCGUGUCAUCAAGUUUUUUUCCUGGGAAGUUCCAUUCCUGAAGCGUAUUUCUGACUAUCGACGGAACGAGAUGGCAUAUAUCCGCACCCUCCUGAUCAUCAAAUCCGCAAUGAACGCCCUUGCUAUUUCUCUCCCGAGUCUCGCUUGUGUCGUUGCCUUCGUCACGUAUUCGUUGACCGGACACAGUCUUACAGCGGCGAAUAUAUUCACUUCGUUGACUCUGUUCAACUUGGCCCGCUUGCCUUUAAUGUUCUUACCCUUGUCUCUGAGCAGCAUUGCUGACGCAGCCACAGCAUGCGACAGACUGCUGGCUGUGUUCGAAGCAGAAACGCUUGACGAGAUACUCGCCAUAAAUUGCGACCUGGAUGCCGCCGUCAGAGCUGAAGGUGUCAGCUUUACUUGGGAUGGUCUGCCCCCUCGGCCCGAGGAUCCAAAAAAGAAGGCCAAGGGUAGCAAGAUGGGCAUGAAUGCGGGCAAGCGAAAGCUUCCUUCAACACCUCCACCAGCUCUUGCAGAUGGUGGAAAUAUUUUCAAAGUCACGGACAUUGACUUGGAAAUUCCACGGGGCCAACUCGUUGCCAUCGUUGGUGCCGUUGGCGCAGGAAAAACCUCCCUCCUUCAAGGUUUGAUUGGCGAAAUGCGACGGACUUCUGGUAAUGUUGAAUUCGGUGGCUCCGUUGGUUAUUGUGCCCAAGUCGCUUGGAUCCAGAAUGCAACCAUUCGGGAAAACAUCUGUUUUGGUCGUCCAUUUGAAGAAGAGCAUUACUGGAAGGCUGUUCGAGAUGCAUGCUUAGAGCCUGACUUGGAGAUGUUGCCCAAUUACGACCUUACAGAAGUUGGCGAGAAGGGUAUCUCACUCUCUGGUGGCCAAAAGCAGCGUAUCAAUAUAUGUCGCGCGAUCUAUUGCAAUACCGACAUCCAAAUAUUCGACGACCCGCUGUCUGCUCUAGAUGCACACGUCGGAAAGGCAGUAUUCCAGAAUGUACUGAAGAAAAAUGCAGACAAAACUCGCAUCCUGGUUACCCAUGCCCUCCACUUCCUUCCUGAGGUCGACUUUAUAUAUACUCUGGUUGACGGGCGUAUUGCCGAACGUGGCACAUACGCCGAACUCAUGGCUAAUGACGGUGCAUUCUCUAAAUUUGUCUUUGAAUUUGGGUCAAAGGAGGAUUCUACGAAGAAAGAAGAGAAAGCAGUGGAUGGUGGAAAGAUCGAAGACAUAAAGAUUCAGAAAGGAUCCGCCGGGAAAGCGAUGAUGCAAGAGGAAGAGCGCAAUACUGGUUCCAUAAAGUGGGGAGUAUACCGAGAGUAUGUCGCAGCAGCUCACGGCCCUGUGCUCUUGCCGCUGUUGCUGCUGUCUGUAAUCCUCAUGCAAUGCUCCAGUAUCAUGUCUUCAUAUUGGCUCAUAUACUGGGAAGAAGAGUGCACUGGCAUCUACGCCGCUCUUGGUGUCUCCCAGGCGUUGACAAUGUUCAUGAUGGGAGGUGUACUUGCAAUACUCACUUACUAUGCUUCCCAGCAGUUGCACGGGAGAUCAAUUCAGCGAGUCAUGUAUGCCCCGAUGAGUUUCUUUGAGACAACGCCUUUAGGCCGCAUUAUGAAUCGCUUUACCAAAGAUAUUGACACUGUGGAUAAUUUAAUUGGCGAUUCCUUCAGGAUUUUCGCAUCAACAGGAUCACAAAACAUCGGGGCAAUCAUUCUCGUAUCCAUCAUCAUACCAUAUUUCCUUAUCGUGGUCUUCUUCGUCUUAAUCUGCUAUUACUAUGCUGCAUUAUUCUACCGUGCGAGUGCACGUGAGUUGAAGCGUUUGGAUGCACUCCUGCGAUCCUCACUUUAUUCUCACUUUUCUGAGUCAUUAUCGGGCUUGACUACCAUUCGGGCUUACGGCGAAUUCGACCGAUUCCGCGUAGAAAAUAUUCAGCUCAUUGAUGUCGAGAAUCGUGCUUACUGGCUGACGGUUGUCAACCAGCGAUGGCUCGCCAUGCGUCUUGAUUUCCUCGGCGCGUUACUGACUCUCGCCGUCGCACUGUUGACUGUUGGAAUUCGAUUCAGCAUCUCUCCAGGGCAAACCGGUGUGACGCUCUCGUAUAUGGUCAUGAUGCAACAGUCUUUCGCAUUCAUGGUCCGUCAAGCUGCUGAGGUUGAGAACAACAUGAAUUCCGUGGAGCGUCUCGUGCACUACGCGAAAGAGGUCGAACAGGAGGCCGCGCAUGAGGUCGAAGACAGUCCUGCGCCGGCCGACUGGCCUUCUCGUGGCGAAAUCGUCAUGAUGGAUGCAGUUAUGAGAUACCGCCCAGAGUUACCACCUGUUCUGAGGGGCCUGAGUAUGUCUCUCUCUCCUGGAGAGAAGAUUGGUGUCGUUGGCCGGACUGGUGCUGGGAAAUCAUCCAUUAUGACCGCUAUCUAUCGCAUGGUGGAACUAGCAUCUGGGUCGAUAUCCAUAGAUGGCGUGGACAUUUCGACCGUUGGUUUAGCACAGCUCAGAAGAAAGUUAUCGAUUAUCCCUCAGGAUGCGGUAAUCUCCGGUACUCUCCGGACUAACCUUGAUCCUUUCGGGCUACACGAUGACGCCAAGCUUUAUGAUGCACUGAAGCGAGCGUAUCUUGUGGAGUCAGACAGUGAUCUUCCGUCUAUGACAUCGCCCCCUGCUGAAGGGCAAUCGGCGCCUAGAUUUAGUCUUGACAGUCCUGUCGACGACGAAGGCAGUAAUUUGUCGAUUGGACAACGUUCUCUUGUCUCUCUUGCGAGAGCUCUCGUGAAUGACACCAAGAUCCUAAUUCUUGACGAGGCUACGGCUUCCGUCGAUUACGAGACCGACAGCAAGAUCCAACAUACCAUUGCUAAUGAGUUUAAAGAACGCACAAUCCUGUGCAUUGCACAUCGUCUCCGGACUAUCAUUGGAUAUGACAGGAUAUGCGUGAUGGAUGCUGGGAUGAUUGCUGAAUUCGAUACUCCUGUUAAUCUCUUCGCCAUGCCAGAUGGUGUAUUCCGCGGAAUGUGCAAACGAUCUUCUAUCACUCUUGAUGACAUUCUUUCUGCAUCCAAGCAUGCAGCGUAA